Messenger RNA from Myxocyprinus asiaticus (Chinese sucker), 10002 nucleotides. RefSeq lists its product as uncharacterized. The record is from RefSeq and is a predicted model, not a curated record. NCBI's taxonomy places the organism in Eukaryota, Metazoa, Chordata, Actinopteri, Cypriniformes, Catostomidae. Bases 4834 to 9600 code for a protein of 1588 amino acids. The transcript is spliced from 4 exons.
GUUUCUUGCAUGUUUUUAAUGUCAAAAUCAGGGACAGCGUUUUAAAUUAUGAUUGAUUGACGGAUGUCUUAAAAACAUGGCGCUUGUGCAAGAUUGAGAAAACAGCAAGAUGCGGCACAGCGGUCAAAGACCUCUGUCUAGCGCAGGGUUUCAUUAAAAAAUAAGCAGAGAAGGUUCUAAAAACCUAGCCCUUCCACUUUCCCAGCCCUGAAAGUGGUGAGAAGGAGUGAUGACCGGAAUAGAAGGCUCAAGUGGACUAACGAGUUUAUUUAUAGUAUUUUUUUGACAUGAGAAAAAAUCACUGCAGAGCUGCAUCAAAACAGCCAGCUCCUUUAUACUUACUCCUUUAUACUUUUAUUUUGUGAUUAUUUGAAUUUUUGUAACAUAAAAAAUAGUUGAAAAGGCUAUUUGACCGGUUGACUCGAGACAACUGCUUCACUCCCUCUCUACUGGUAAACAGCAUCAUGAAUGUAGAUCACACCGGUUUGAUUGUAUGCGUCUGAGCCCAGCCUAGAGUAAUCACACCUGUUUGAUCGUACAUGGGAAAGGGUUAACUACUAAUCUGUUAAGAAUUACCAAUAUAACAGGGUUCCCACGCAUCCUGGAAAACAUGUAAUUUUGCAAUGCAGUUUUCCAGUCAUGGAAAAGUCAUGAAAAUUUGAAAAAUACCUAAAUGUCCUGGAAAAUAUUUUAGUAUAAUAAAAUGGUUUGACUGUGUUGUUAGUACGGUUUUCAUUACAUGUACAAAAGCAUGGUAAAGAUCGGACUUAGAAUAGAGUAAAAUACAUUUGUAUCGGCAGCCUCGCAUUGUGAAACUACGUCAACGAUUAAGAGCGCUUUCAUUCUUGUGAUUUGAUUACAGCAGCGGCCAAUUGUGUGCUUGGCAAUUACGGUCCAACUGAGGCAGAUCGCUUGAUUGGUUAUAGCCACAGCCAAUCGCGUGCUUGGCUACAGCAGCACCUGCACAGUGAAUAUCGGCACUCGUGAAACUUCUCAUUCAUAAGCAAACUUAAUGACCUGGUACAUGUACUGACUGACUGACUGAAUGAGAGGGGCAUGUUGUUUGUUAUUUCAGCAUCGGCAUGCGAGUCCUACCUUUGUUCAUCAUGGAGAGAAAAGGGCAGAAGAGCUAUUAAUGUGUAAAAAUGACUGAUGUUUAUACACGUUGAGGGGCUUUCACGUGACUCACGUCAGCGCUGCAUAAUACACUGAAGUCUGUGAAGUAACGUGUCAGCGCAACCUCGGCUCCAACUUCAUACCAAAAUGUUUUUCACACAUUUUUGCCUCACACAAAUUAUGUCUUUGAGAGUACAAAGCUACAAGAAAUAUUUUAAAACUGUCCAAAUUUAUGAAGAGAUAUUGAAUCUCUCAUAAUUAAUUUUAAUUAUUACCUUAUCGUUUCCGAGUAUCCAGAGACCCCAGUUAUUGAACUACAGUAAUUACAUUCACCAAAAAAACAAAAAACAGCUAAGACCUAAACAUAAACGAGUCCUCUUUUUACUUUCUGCAAUCAAAGCAAUUGCCAUUUUUUCACUUCCAAAUAAAUUUUUUCAAAGUUUAUUGUGCACACCUCCUGCUUUCUGGCGUGGCAAGCUUGUAAAUUCGCCCCUCCAUGACGCUUUCUGCAACGCUUGUCAUGUGGAGGGCAAAGCGCUGCUUGACAGUGGCAUUGAACUGAGUGUUGAUGCCUCGACUCAACUCAUGUGAAAUGCGCUUUACAAUGACCAAAGUACAUUAUUGAAACUCAAAACUAUUAUUAUUAGGCCAUUAUUGUUGUCUUUUCUGAUAAAGUCAUGCUCAGCAGUUUAAAUGCUGUAGGAAAAUGAGUACAUCUGCUUUGUUCUUAUAAUGCUUAAAUACUAUAAAGUCUCUGGGCAGAUUUCGGUCAUGAACAUCUCAAAAUGAUUCAGUGACUCACUCAUUGCACAUAAGACCAAGUGGCAUCUCCAGAAGUGGUCACUGAACUAAUCAAUUAAUGAAACUGAACAAAUUUGUGAAACAGAAGCAAGCCACACCAAAAUAACCUUUAUUUUUGCAGCUAAUUCUGCACAGUUGUGCAGCUAAUUUGCUAUUCUUGAAUCAUUAAAAUAACUUAAGUUGGUGCUUUUAGCUUAUUCUAAAAAUAACUACGGAAAACAUGUUCGUGGAUCAGUGAUUCUCACUUUUUUUCACCCCUCAUGAGUUUUCAUCCCUGCGAGUUAUAAACUUUAGACAAUGAUGACAGUCGGACUACUGAUUUAUUUAUGAAUUCACACUGGGUUGGUAGCAUGGUGAUUCAGCCAUAAUACCUCAGGAUGUGAAUACAUUUUCAAUAAUUCAACAAUCAGAAUCUGCUUAUACUGCGGAAAUAUCCUGGAAAAUUGUGCCUUGAAAAGGGUGGGAACCUUGUAUAAUGAUUCUGGCAAAUGGAAGUAUAAAGUGUCAUCAAUAUAAUUUUUUGUUUAUUAGUUGCUCAUAAAGGUGAUCAAUUACUCAGGACUGAUGUUGUUUGGUGCUGCCUGUAAGCUUAACUUAAAAACAUAACUUACAAAAGGUUUAUCAGAGAAGGUGUCCUGUGUUGGGUAUCGAGCAUCUUUUUGUUUCAGAAUUCAGUAGUAAUUCCUUAACAGUUACACAAAAAACUGACCUCUGACUGUGCCCCUACAUUUUUGACUGUGCCCCUCAAAUUUUUUACUUGGGGGCACUAGUUUUCCAAAACAAAAAUUAUAGUGUAGAGCCCUUUUCAAGGGGCAGUGGUGAUACUUAGAGAGCAGGGUGUCUGAUGGACAGUAUAUUGCGAGAUGGUAAAUGAACUUCCUAAAAUUAAACCCAUUUUUUACAUUUUUAGAUUUAUUUAUUUUUCCUAUUCACCUUAUCCAUAUACAAAGUUUUCUGUUGAUUUUGUAGAUUAACACAUUGGAAAAUCUUUGUUACUUAUGUAACCUUGGUUGCCUGAAAGGAGGGAACAAUAUGCUGUGUCAGCAGCUGACACUAAGGGAGCUCAUGUCAGGGAGCAGGACUUUGAAGCCGUAUAACAUCAAGCCAAUUAGAUUGGCUGGUGAAGCUUAGCCCUCGGCCUAUGCUGACGUUAUUGUGAGUGGAAAAGACUAAAAAGCGGAAGCCAGCAUCACAUCAUCAGAACUGUCCAACUGAAGGGAAAGAGAUAACAUCUCUCGUCCCAUAACAGCGAAAAAUCAGCAGUUGCAUCAAAGCUUUGCAGAGUCUCUUUCCCUAAUUUCAGGGAACUAAGGUUAUGCAAGUAACCGAGACGUUCCCUUUCAAGAAGGCGACUUCAACGCUGCAACAGAAGCUGAUGGUUAAGGAGCCAUAUACCAUCAUGCUGGGUAGUGGAGCAAUGUUUCAACACAGGAGUAAUUGAUUGAAACGGCCUGAAGGUUCCCAAUAGGUCUGACUGAUGCCAAAGUGAGUAGUGGAACAGUCUGAAGUAAGAGUAUGUGUAAGCUUACCACCUCUAGUGGCUCAAAGCAGGGGGGACACGUAAGCGUGUUUAAUACUGCUGGCAAGUCCCAGACUGGGAUAGUCGUGGGGCCGGAAGGUUUCGGACGCCUAACACCUUGCAAGAAUCUUCUGAUCGGAGGGUGUUUAUGCAUAUUUGUAUCCCGAUGGCCAUUUGUGAGCCAAGGUAUCCAAACAUUGUGGAGCUUAUGUUGUCAUGAAGUACUAGAGGCAACAAUGUGUGGUCUCCGGUGAGGCAAACGGGUCCAACCUUGGCAACCGCAAGAGUAAAUCUGCUCCACUGUUUAGUUGGCCAAGGAUGUGCAUGGCCACGACUACUAUGUUGUCAGAGCAGAUCUGUAUGUGGAUUAUCGAAAAGCUUUCAGAACCAAGAGGACUGCUAGCAGUUCUAGACGAUUAUGCGCCACCCCGCUUGUGCACCUGUGCUCAUACAAGGCUCCUUUUUUGGAUGUGUCCUUGGAGACAACUUUGCAUCUGCCUAUCUUGGAUUGUCAUUUCUUUCCAAUAAAAAUCGGCCUCUUCCAGAAAGUUAGCGUGGGUAGACAGCGACAUGUCACUAGAAGUAGGUGGUGACCAUGUUGGCAGGCAUGAUGAGGGACCCUCGGCUUAAAGGAAUAUUCCAGGUUCAAUACAAGUUAAGCUCAAUCGACAGCAUUUGUGGCAUAAUGUUGCUUACCACAAAAGUUUAUUUUGAUUCGUUACUCCUUUAUAAAAAAGCAAAAAUCGAGGUUAUAGUGAGGCAUUUAGAAUGGAAGUAAAUGUGACCAAUUUUUGGAGGGUUUAAAGGCAGAAAUGUGAAGCUUAUAAUUUUAUAAAUGCAGUUUAAUUCUUCUGUUAAAACUCGUAUUAUUUGAGCUGUAAAGUUGUUUACAUGGACAUUUUUAGUAAUUUUAAGGUUUUAGGGUUUUAAUAUGCAAUUUUUAGCACACUAAAAUUGCAUAUUGUUUGUCGUGUCGCUAUACUUUUUCAAAAGUAUUUUAACUUUCAAAAAUUGCCAACCAUUCACUUCCACUUGCAAUGGCAAUGUCUCUCUUAACUUGAAUUCCUUCAUAUGUAGGAGAAUGGACUGAAUGCGUUCAUUGGUCAAACAAGCUGACAUGGCUACCAAGUCAAGUUUCCUUCCCAGGAGGGAAACUUGCUGACUGGGUACCAACUUUUUGACCCAAUUGACCCCGAGUCCCAACUGUUCCAAACUGAAGCAUCCUGCGAAGACUUUGCCAUGCCUCCAGAUAGUGAGUCAGGGGACACAGAGGUUGAUCUGUAACCAGUGUGGUCAGAGUACCGCCUGCCCUCAGGGAACGGUCGUUAAGGAUAAAAUACACACCAAGGAUUCCAGAUCCACACAUCCCUGUGGUGGCUUGUAAUAUUGUGCAGCAAAUGAUUAGUCAGUUAGCCACAUAUUAUACCUCAAGAAACAACUGCUCUCAGGACUUCCUUCAAAACAAUGGAAAAAUGGACCAAAGCCUUCUGAAAGCAAGCUGUGUCACAUCAUCUAGUGUUGUCGAUACAGCUACUACUGCUGCUUCUCCUCAGAGCUUCGUCAUUAACAAGUUCAUCAUGGCGGACCAGGAUGCCCCACUGGACCUCUCGCUGAAGAAGGUCAAAGUAGAGAACUUGGAACAAGAUGGAGUUCUUGACCUUUCAACUAAGAAGUAUUUCAACAAAGGACAUACGUCAUCUUUCAGGAAUUCUCAUGGACAUGUCAGUCCUGUUGCACAUUUGGUCAAAAGGGACCCUGAUGAUGUGAGCCUUGCCCGAGUAAAUCUACAGUCGGCCUCCACUUUAGAACAGUUCAUGUCUAAGUUGUGUUUGCAUCACCAGCGCCAAAUAGUUGAUGCAUUGGGGUUCUUGCAGUCUGAAGUCAAGACUGUGGCCACAUCCAGCAAUUUUCAAGCACUUUCACCUGCUCCAGCUUUGUCAGAGGAGCAAACAACAACCACCUGUAGUCGUGUAUCAUUUGAAGCAAGGUCUGAGAUUCAGUGGUCUGAGAGAACAUGCUCUAUGGACGAUGCUGUGAGCAUUACUAGAACUCAAGAAUCCUCUGUUGUCAGGUCAAGUGAAGAGGAUAAUGGAGAGGUUUUGAAUGCUGAUGUUUCCAGUAUUGCACCUGUAAUGACCGAAAUGCCAGAAGACAUUCACAACUUGAGUGUUGGAGUUUUGUCUUCUUGUAGAACAGCUUUUGAGGGUGGAAAUGUAAGUACUCCUCCUAAAUUUCAAAGUCUUUUCAUCAUGAAAAAGACAACAUCUGAUCAUAUAGGACCAAAAAAGGUGUUAGGCUCAAACGUUCAACGUGUUGGUACUGACACUGUAAAGAAAUGCCCAUGCACUGCUGGGAGAUGCUUACCAGCAUGUACUGCAGAGUCUGAUCAGGCUGAUCUCUCUUUAAAGUGCACACAGAAUUGCUCGUUAUUACAAAACAUGGAUGUUGUUUUAAAGCCCCCAGCAAUUCAAAGGACAUCUACUGUAGAUUUACCAGUAUCUCCAAGAACAGCCAGGAAAAGCAGAAAUGGUUCCUGCCUUCGGCAAAGGAAUGCCGCUUCAAGUUAUAUCCUAAAUGAGCCUGAUUGUGACUUGGUGUACAUUAGAAAAUCAAUAACUGAAUGUCAGCCUCAAUCACACAAUCGACUGCAUCCACGACAAAAUGCCCGGAAGAGCAUAAGGGGUCAUAAGUACAUUGAGGAGUACUUGGAACUAAAAACUGUCCGUACGUUAGCUCUUAAGUCUGUCAGUAAUGCCAGUGGGAAUUGUCCAGCUCUUGUGCCAGUUGUGCAUACUUCAGUCACUCCAAAGCAGUCCCUCUCCAAGCUCGACAGUGUUCCUCUCAUGAAUGCACCAAUUGCAGGGGAUUGCAUGAAAAGUGUUAUUCAGAGUCUAUCAUCAGAGCAAAUACCGGAGAAUGAAAUGCCAGGAGAUGUUGUAAAUGUAACCAGUCAAGGUCUGAUGGUUGAAACCACUCAAACUAGUAUAAUUGAAAGGAAUUACCAAAUUUGCCAUGAACUUGAAAUUAAACAGAGUGAAUUAACCAUGAAACAAGAUUUGAUCACAGAUGCACUCAGUUGUGCUCCAAAUACAAUUGUGAAUGAAAAACCUAAGGAUGUGGUAGAAGUCAUAGAAACCACUGAAACAACGGAACUCAUUGUACAGAAGGAAGGGAGUGGUUCUCAAAUUGGACACUUGUCGAAAGAGUUGGUAUGUGGUUUAGAAAAUAAGGCUGAGUGUCAGGAUAAAUCCAUUGAGCCAUCACAGAGUCACUCCGUAUCACCUAAUAUAGCCAAAGAUGAUUUUACCUUUGAAUUCAAUGUGGAACCAACAAAUUACUUGAAUCAAAACCUCUCAAAAGGAAAGAUUGUGCCAGAUAUCCAGGAACAAUCAGAGGCAAUUGAAGUUAAGGCAAAUGCUGAGGAGGAUAGAGGUGCCCAAGAACAAAUUUUGCAUGAUAUUGAAGACAAUAACGGUGCUCAAGAGCAAGUUUUGCAUGAUGUUGAAAUUAAUCUCAAAACGGCGAAUACUUACAAACUACCAAUGAAGAGUCAAGGGGAUUCAGAGGAGUCCAUUUUGAUGGAAGUCACUGCUGCACAACCACUUUUAAAAUGUAGUGAGAAGGAUAUGGCUAUGCAUACUCAAAAAGAUUUGGAUGCAAAAAUGGUGCUUGCGAAACAGGCCGUGUCCUCCGACAGAUGCUUGCGUAGUAGAGGUUCAAAAGGCAGUGUUGAUUUAGUAAAAGACUAUGUUAAGUGUGGUGCAUCAGAACUUGUUAACUCAAAGAUGACACAAUCCAAUGAUGAAAGCACCAAGACUCCUUUGGUUAAACAGCCUCUGAAUUCUAUUGAAACAAAUGUGCAUUCUGAGGUUGAGCAUGAUUUGAAAACUUCAGAAUUUCUUGAAACAGGAGCCAAACCUAGUAAUAGACUGGUUGUGAAUCAUACAGUUAAAACAAAACAAAAACAAAAAUCAAGAUCAGUUGUUGAGAAAGAUGAGCAUCAGAGUCUAAACCUUAAAAUUAACAAUGAUGACAAAGUAACAAUUAUUUCACCUGAGGUUGUUCCAGAGACCGUUAGCAUCACCUCCACUAUCGAGAGUGGACAAAUGCACAAAGGCUCUGAAAGCUCUGAAAAAAUGGCACUUAGAAGUAGUCGUAAUGAACUUUCCGUUAGUAGAGAUGACGACUCACCCAUCAAAAAGUUUCCACCAAGCUCUGAAAAUAUGCUGUUGAGAAGUAGAAGUAAUAUUGAACAACCAUGUAGUAGCGAAUUAAGCAAUCCAGGAGGUCAUCCGGAGCACCAAGGGCAGAUGCCUUUAAAAAAUUAUAUCUGUACAAGUGAACAGGCAACCAACAAAGAUUUGUGCACAUCUCCUAAAGAAAAUACUUCUGAGAGUGUGAUGCGUAUGCCAUCAAGAAGCAGGACCAGUAGCACAAUUAAACAGACUGUUACUAGAGAUUCCCCUGUUAAAAGUUCUAUAAAACGUUCCAGUUCAAGUGUCUUCAGUGAACAACCUAUCAGUUCACACUCCAAUACUACCUGUAGAAAAACAGAGACUGUAUGUCAUAUGCCCUUAAGAAGUGGUUCCAAUUCAACUGCAGAAAUGCCCCCUAAAAGGAAAUCUGCUGUUGUAGAUGCAUUAGAAAGCCCUGGGCGUAUGUUGUUGAGAAGAGGCAACGUAUCUGUCACUGAAAAGCCUUUCCACUCUGCAACACCAUCUAGUAAUAAUAAACGUCCUCCAAGACAACAGAGAGUGUUGGCAGACCAAAUCCAAACUCAGAAGAAUAUGGAGGCCCAAAUAAGAAACUCUUUAAAUUUGCCUGUUGAAUCGCUCUGCAUAGCUAGUCUUCCACGAACUGAACCUGUUGUUUGUAGUCCCCCCAAGUUUUUGGAAGCUCUAAAGGGAGAAGAACACCAGCAGUUAAUUUCCAAUUUAAAUGCAAAGUUUGAUAAAAUGCAGAAAGGUUGGGUUCAAAUGGACAAGGAGGGUCAGCCUGCACCAAAACACAAAAACAAGGCAGACAGACUUAAAGAAAUCUGGAAAAGCAAACGCAGAAUACGAAAGUCAAGGCCAUCUGAGCAACAGAAAUUCUCUCCUGUGCAAAUGCUAUUCAUGAAGCCCUUUGACUUGCCCAGUAUAUGCAGAUGGUUCUUGCAAUCAACUGAAACAAAAUCACUUGUCAUUGUUAAGAAGGUGAACACUAGACUACCUUCUGAAACACAGUUGUGUUUUCAGUCAGCAAGAACAGGGUCCUCUAAUGGGAUAUUUCCAAGUCUGCAGGCUGAACGGUUAAAAAAGCAUCUGAAAAAGUUUGCUAUUGCAUCACCUGUGAAAAAUAACCCUAAGAAUCAAAGGCUAAUAUCAAAAGCUUUAGGUCGGGAUAUCGCUGCGAUGAGGAGUAAAGAAAAACAUAAACCAACUACUGCCACAAGAAUCUCUACAAAAGCACAGAGUAUUGCAGGAGUGACGACAGCACAGGCUCCUGAGAACCUUGGCACAAUCACAGGCAAUAUGAAAAAUCCAGCAAGUGCUAGAAUUCUUAGAAAAUAUUCUAACAUGCGUGAGAAGCUUCAGGUUCAGCAAAGUAAAAAAUGCAAAGAAAAAACAUUCAAAGGCACUCGUUUUAAAACAUCAAUAAUUCAAAAGAAAGCCACCAAACAGAAAUUGCCGACACGUAAAGGAGCAAAGUCUGCGAUUGUCCAGAGCUUCAAGUCCUUGACCAAAAAGGCAAAAACAAUCUCCUCUACACUUAAAGAACAGUCUCCUAAAAGAAACCCAGGUCACAAAGAUGGUACCUCACCAAAAAGGUUGCAGGCACUCGCGAAAGUGACGAAAGCCAAGAAUGAACAUGCCUCGACAAAUGCUUCAAGUAAAAAAGAGGCAUUGAUCAAAUCUGGAACUGAUAAGGCACAGCAAGCGAAAGCAAGUGGGACUAAGGUUGACGUAAAGAAAUCGGUGCUCAAUAAAGGUCCUAAUAGUUUGGAACCACAAUCACUAGGUGUGAACAUGAAGCCUCUGUCACUGGAAGAUCAAGUGUUAACUAGGUCUCAAAGAAAGAUGGAAGCCACACCUUCACACUCUGGGUCCACCAAAUCCUUCAAAAAGCGAUCCUUGGAACCAUUGGUCACUCCAACAAAACGAACAAGGACUUCAAAAUCAUGAAAAAUGUGCACAGGUUCUAGAUUAUCUUGACACUCGUGUGGAAAUGUUUCUCGAAGAUGUAGGAGAGAACAAGGGGUGAUGAUGCUUUUCCAAACUGUUACUUUUUUUGAAAGGACAAAUUAUAUUUGAAGAUUUAUUUAUUUUUUUAAGCUUACGUGAGCAUUUUCAGAGCUUUGAAUAUAUUAUCAACUGAGAGAGAUUGGUCUUUGUUAGCUAGUUUUGUCAAAUACAUUUUCCAGUUAUUCCUCUUUUUAGUGUCAAUCUUUUCAAAUAUGCUCUAAGAAAUAUAUUUGGUUAUUAUAAAAAUGAUCUAGCUGUGGUUCUUUUGUUUCUUGAUGAAGCCAUUCAUGUAAUAAAAGAUGUAAAAAAUAAAGUUUCAGAUUCCCAUUGAUGGGGCAUAAA